Molecule: messenger RNA, 5808 nt
Organism: Paramecium sonneborni
Lineage: Eukaryota; Ciliophora; Oligohymenophorea; Peniculida; Parameciidae
Source: the annotation of a GenBank genome assembly
AUGUUACAUCUUUUACCUAAAUGUGUAUAACUAAUACAAAACGAAAGAUCUCUGGAGUAUGAUAGAUUAACAAAAAGAUUAGAGAAAACAUUAAUUGAGAAUUCUCUUUAUAGAUUGUCUGUAGAUAUUAGAUCUCUGUAAAGCUUUUAUUCUGUACAUUGUUUUAAUAAAGAGGAAAAAGAGAAGGAGAUAUAAAUGGACAAGGAAAAACUUUUUGCUUUAUUAAUAGAAUAUAGUCUUCAAAAGUAUGUUUAUAGCACAAAACAUUUAUUUUAAACUUCAUGGAUUCCAAAAAGAAUAAAAUUUUUUCUGUCCUCAAUUAUAAAGACGAUAAAUGAUAAUAUUGAGAUUAAAUAUGAGGACUUGUAAUAAAUUUAUGGUGAAGUGGACUAGAAUGGUUUAGAUGCAACUUUCGAUAAUGCUGAUUAAUAAAUAAUAAGAGGAAUUUAAUGUUUAUAAGAGUAACAUUUUAGAUUUAUAAAUAGAUUUUUUGGAUUGUUUCGUAACUUAAUUCCAUCAAGUUAUUACCCAUUAUUAAUAGAUAAAUAUUUAUAAGGAGAGAAUCUAAAUCAUAAAUUAUUUAGAGUUGAUAAAUCUGAACCAAUUUCAACUUACAAAAAGAGUUUUGAAAUGUUGAUUGAGUUUAAAAAAUAUUCUUAUGUAAUGAAAUAAAUGGAUUCUGUCUUAAUAGCAUAAUUAAUAUGGUAUAAUUUACAUUUUAGAUAUUUAGUUGUCGUCCUGAUUUACCUAUAGAUAAUUAUUUGGAUUUUCUUUUAGAAGAUAUCUAUAAUAGCUUUAUUGUACUAUUAUUGAAUGUCUAAAACUAAACAAAUAGGAAUCAAAUUAAAAUUCCUUAAGGUAACAUGAGACCUUCAGAAUUUAUUUAACCAUUAGUCUACUUAAUUGGAUCAUCAUAAAUUAGAAAUAAAGUUUGGGAUACUAUUGAAAGAAUGUUUUUAGUUAUUUCUGAUUUGAUUCAUCCAAAUAAUGCAACAACAAAUGAUUUUGUUUUCUCCUUUUUUUAUAUUUUUGUUAAAGCAUUUGUUGAAAGAGUACAAGCUUAAAAGGAUUAUCCAGAAAAAAAUUAAGAAUAAGAGAAUAUAUUAGACAGUAUAGUUAUAUUUAUAUUAUAAAGAUAAUGUAUUUACAAAGGAUGAACAAUUACUUGAAAAAGAUGAAGAGACAAAUGAAGUAAAUGAAGAAGAAGAAGAAGAUGAAUUAGAAGUAGAUGAAGAUAAUAAUGAUAAAGAUAAAAUAUUUGAGAAAAAAGAAUUUAUGAUUGAUUAAGAAGGAAUUGAUAAAUUUAUUUCUAUAGUCAAACCACAUUUAAAAUACUUAAUUUAUCAAAAAAGCAAAUAUAAAAAAUAAGUAGCAGGAAUUUAUUAAGUAAAUAUCAUAAUUAAGUGAUAAGUCUUUAUGUAUAUUGAAACCAAAGGAAAUUUUGCCUUAUCUUAUGGAGUAGAUUUAAUUAGCUUUAGAAAGAGAUGAUAUUAAACCUUUACUCAUUAUUUACAUUAUUGAGAAAAUUUUUCAGCCAGCUAUAAAAUUUGAUUAAUAUCCUUAAAUAAUCAAUUACAUCCCAUUUAUUUUAAGGCAAACCACUAAUUUCAUUUUUGAAAAUGGUGAAUAUAUAUGGAGAUUUUAUGAUAUACUUUUCCAACAUAUUCCUAUUUAUGAUAUCAAAGAUUUAGAAAUUGAAUACCCAAAUCUUAAUCUAAAAGAAGGUAUUCAUAAUUUGAAUUAUUAGAAAUGUUAAUUGAGGGUAUUAAUUUUUAUUAAAUCACUUAAGAAAUUAGUGAUUUGGCAUUAGAAGCUUUUAGAAAAUAUGUUUCAACUUUUGAAUAUAGUGAUCUAAAAUAUCAUAGAAGUCAGAGAGGCUCAGAAAUUCUCUUUUCAUCGAGAAAUAAAUUUUACAAUUUUAUAUUUUAAUGUUCUAAAUCAAAUUACAAAGAAAUAGUCAAUAUUUUAUGUAAUUAUUUAGAUGAUAAAAUACUUAAUAAUCUAUCUGAUAAUUUUGUAUUAGUGUUAUAAGCAAUAAUUUUAAGAGAUCCUAAUGUUUUGAAGGAUGUUUUGACUAUUAUUGAAAAUCAACUCUUGAGAAAAACUAAAGAUCAUUUCGAAUUUAAUAUUUCAAAUAUUACAACAAUAAGAAAUUAUUUAAUUAUAAUUUAUGAAAUUAUUUAGUUUACAGGAGGUGUAAAUAAAUAGUAUUAUUAAAAAUUUAAAUGCAUAAUUGAUUUAAGUUUGAAACAUGAGGAAACUAAAAUAUAAUAAGCAGGUUAAAAUAUUUUAGAAAGUCUACUCAUGAGUUAAGCAGUGAUCCAUAUUAAAGAUUUUUAAUUUACUAAUGAUCCUAAAGUUUAGUUAGAUUGGUUAAAACUAAAAUAAAAAGGAAAAAAUGAGAAAUAUUUACCAAAAUGGUAAGAUAUUGAUGAUUAAGAAUUUAUCAAAUAAAUUAUGGAUGAUUAUUAUUAUCCUAGUCUUCAAUAAAUUAGAGAAAUUAUUGCUUAAAAAAAAGAAAACUAAUCUUUUCUUGAUUAUUUAUAGAAUGACUUUUUAUAACAAUAUGAAUAACAAUAUUAAUUGGAUUCAAAAUAAAGUUGUUAAUAGAUAGAGCUGAAAAUCAGAAAGAUUUUGUCUUUAAAUAUCGACACCAUCCAUGCAUUUUUAAAACCCCUAUAUUUUAGAAUGAAAUAAUAUGAUGAAAAUUCAAGUGAAGUUUUUAAAAAAUUCUAAGACUAAUAUUGUUUUGCUGUUUUAAAUAAUAUGUAUGAUGAAGUAUAAUAAUUUGAUUAUUAUUUAGAUUAUUAAAUUUUGUAUUGAUUUUGUACCUGUUUAUGUUAAUAAUGGAUUGGCUAUAGAUGUAAAAUUGGCUACUAGUUUUACUAUUAUCAUUAAGUUAUUAAUGCACGAUACUUCUGAUAAAAUUUAUAAAUUGGGUUAAUGGUUGCAAGUGAAAACUAGAUAAUCAGAUACUAAUAAGAAUUCAUGUUAAAAUAGAUUUUAAGCAUAAAUGUUAUAUACAUAUUUACUCAAUAAUAGAAUUGAUUAAAUUUAUAGAAGCCAAAUAAGGAAUCAGUAAAAUAAAGAGUAUUUCUUAAAAUAAAUUUAGAUUCUUCUUAAUAUCAAUUCCAUUCUUAUUUGAUUCUAAUGAAUUUAAUUGUAAAUUUAAUUAUAUUUGGUUAUAAAGGAGAAUGGAAUUAUUAGAGGACAGGGAAUGGUUAUGUGAAUUUUUUAUAAAAUUUUAUGAACAAUUAAAAACAGUUUUCAAAAAUAAAUGGUUUAAUGUAUAAUACAUUGAAAGUUUGAAUGAAACUGAAAAAUAAAAACUAUCUCUUUUUUAGAAUCAUUUUACAAAAGGAUUUGCAAAUUUUGUAAGUACAGUUUCAAAUUUAUACCCUGGAAUGUUUUUAGAAUCUUACUAAAUUUUUGAUGGUGCUUAAUAAAGUAUAGUGUUAUAAUUUUAUAUUUAGAUUUGAUAGAUAAAGUGAAUAGAGCAAAGUUUAAUUAAAUUCUCUUAAAUUUAAUAAAAAAAAUAUCUUAAGCUUGUGUUGAAUUAAAUGAAGCUGAUUUUGAAAGAAAAAACAGUAUAAACUAAAUAUUAUUUUAGUUUUAAUAAUAAAAAAUUAAGAAAUCUAAAAAUAUGUUGAUUGUAUUUUUGAAUAAAGAAUUCAACAUUGGUAGGAAUAACAAAUAAAAAUAAGUAGAAAUUUAGAGAGUUUAAAUGAAAGAUUAUAUUAAAUAGUUGAACUUUGGUUAAAUAUUCCUUUAGAUGCAGUUACAUCUUAAUAAUUAAUAACUAAUGGUUGUGCUCUUUUAUUAAUGAGAACAGAUUCACUACCUUAAUUUAAUGAGAGAGUUAUUCUAAAAGCCUUUAAUUGUUGUAUUAGUUAAGAAUUGAAUAUUCGAAGUUUAGGGAAGUUACUACUAUAUAGAUUAAUUUAGAUUGGUGUUUUUAAGAAUAAGACAUAUAAAUACAAAUACAGAAAACCUGAAGAUUUUAAAAAUGCUAAUAUAAAUCUAGAAUAAUAUAAUAUUUAUAGAUUUAUAUUGCCUGAAGAUUAAAUCUAUUAUAAAUUGAAUGAGCAUCAUAGGAAAGGCAAAAUAUUAUUAUAUAAUUAACUUAAAUAUACUGAUAUAAAGAGAGAAGAAGUUAAGAAAGAAUUUAAAAUCCUAAAAUCUAUCAGUUCAGAGUAAUGGCAUCAAUUUAUAAAUUUAAUGAUUAUUGAUUAAAGUGUUUUAGAUCAAUUCUAAAUUAAUUAAGAUAAAAAAUCUCUUGCAAAUUUAUUUAAUGAUGUUGAUAACUUAGCCAAUGAACAAUUCUUUUAUUAUUCUUACAUGAAAGCUCCUAUAAGAUUUAAUUUAUCAUAUAAAAAAGUUUAGUUUUUGAAAUAUUUAUUUGCCAUUACAGAUUAUGAAUUAUUCAAUCAUACAAAAGAUUUGAUAGACCAAAAUAAUUUAGAUCAAUAAUCAUUCUCAAGAAUCUAUUUAUCAGGAUUAUUACAUGCAUUACAUUCUUCUUGGGAUUGUUAAUGCAAAUAAGAGAUUAUAGAUUAUUGUAUAAAUAAAUUUGAAAAAAUAAUUAUGGAUUAAUCUAAAGAUGAAUUUAAAACCUUUUAGUAUAUUUUGCAUUUUGCCUAAUCUAGAUGUGAUCUAAAGAUAUAAGAAUAAUUCUUAUAAUCUCUAGUAGAUUAAGUUUAAAAAAAAAAUGCUAAAAAAAAAUUAAGAUGGAUAUAAUUAUUCUAUGUUAUGAUUGAAUCUAAGAAACACCAAUAAAUUAAAUUAUUAGAUGAAAUAUUAUAAACUAACUUUGAUUAUUCAAAUCUUAAAGCUGCUUAAACAUUUAUUCCUCUUAUUAUCGAUUAAUAGAAUAAAUAUCCUCAUAACAUUGAAUUGUUAUAAGAACUUGGCUUAAUUGAACAAUUUACUUAAUAAACAUCUAUUUUGUUUAAAUCUAAGUAUUUCAUCUUUGAAAAUUCUGAACUAUUUACUAAAGGACUAGAUAUUUUGGUAAAUUAAUUUUAAGAAUAAAAUAUAAAUUGUAAAAUAAAUAUCAUAGAAACUUUAUUUUUAUGUUGGAAUUCUAAAAAGUUUAUUAUCAAUCCAUAUAUCUUUUAAAAAAUUUAACCAAUUGUUGAAUACUUAUUAACAAUAAAUGAAGAGAACAAUUUAUAAUAACUUACAAAAGGAUUGCAGAUUUUUUCAAAUAUAAGAUUUAAAGAGAGUACAAUUGCUUUAAUUAAAUUAACUUUAGACUUAUUAAAAGUUUCAUCUAAUACAGUCAGAGUAAGAUAAUUAAAAUUUUUAAAAGUAAUUCAUUUUAUUAUUAUUCAUAGAAUCUCACAAAAGAGAUUUUACAUAUUAAUAGAGCUGAAAUCCUUGAAAAUAUUGAACAAUAUUUAUAAGAUGAAAAUAAAGUAGUUAUGCAAUCAUGUUUUGAUUUAACUACAUAAUUAAUUCAAUAAAUGACUUUAAAAGAAGUAAAUUGUUAAUUAGAAAUAUGUUUGAAAUAAGUAAAUUUCAAAUUUAAGUUAGUCUACAAAUAAAGAAACUGAGCUAAUAGGAAAAUAAGUUCUUAUGGCUAUGAUUAUGGCUCAUCCACGAUAUACUUAACCAUGGAUUAAUUAAGUACUGAAAGUAAUUUUGGAAAAACAGAAUAAAUUGUUAUAAUAGUAAAAGACGUUUGCAGCAAAUUAUUUGAAACUAUAUAGAGCUAAUUAAUUGAUGGAAAUAGAAGAAGUGUAAAUAAAUAUAGAGUUCAUUUAAAAAAUGAGUGAAUUGUCAAAUCCUUAUAAUUAUUUCGCUUGA